GAGGAAUUUUCGCGAAGCUCGUUGUCUCUCGGUGCGGAAGCCCAAGCCCAACACAUCGGAAAUCGUUAUUGCGCGCGCCUGAGAAACGUAAAUCUGGUGGAGGAAGGCAGAGAAUGGUUUCGUCGAAUCCAGAUAUACUUCUGAGACUCUAUAAGCUUCAGUCGUGCCCCAGGCGCUUGGGCUCAGAGACAAGAGAGACGGGGCAGCUCGUAGUGUAAAGGAUGUUUUCGCGAGACUGGAAAAAGAGGUGUGGGGACAUCGGCGAAAGGGCCGAGGGGGCGUAGAGAAGGCGGCGCGAGCGUCGCAUGCAUGUGUUUUCCGAUGUAUGUGCUCGUCCCGGUUCGCCGGAAAAGACGGAUAGAAGGCGGAUUUUCUGUGCAAAAGUCCCCACAAAAAGGCGCAAAAAAUGUGUCUUCUGUGUGUUUGAGGCCUCGCCGGAGCUCUGCGCCUUCUCUGCCCUUCCUCCCCAUGUAACGCGCGACAACCGCUGCCUGUCCGUCUCCCUCUCCGUCAGCAGACUGCCCUCAAGUUCUCGCGCUCUCCCACCGGCGCCGGCAUCCAGUUCACAUUCUUCUUGCCCGCGAAGCCAGCCUCUUCCUGGCCUUCUUCUUUUUCUGAAAUCCUCAGAGGGAGAACCACAGAAAGCCAAAAUGAGCAAGCUUAUGAAGGGCGGGUUGGAAGGCGAGGAGCAGCGCCUCCAUCGCAUUCGCAUCACUUUGACGUCGAAGGAUCUGAAAUCGAUUGAACGAGUGUGCACCGAGCUCAUCAACGGCGCCAAGGAGAAGAACCUGCAAGUCGCAGGCCCCGUGCGUCUCCCGGUCAAGACCCUCCGCAUCACCACCAGAAAAUCCCCUUGCGGAGAAGGUACCAACACCUGGGACCGCUUCGAGUUGCGCAUUUACAAGCGCCUGAUCGACUUGCACUCGCCGAGCGAUGUGGUGAAGCAGAUUACCUCCAUCAACAUCGACCCCGGUGUAGAGGUUGAGGUGACCAUCAUCGACAUGUAAACGAGGCGUGGAAAGAAGGCCGCAGAAAUCGUUCCGAGAGGCACGAGGCGGAGAAGACCAAGGCCGCAGCUGUCCUGCAGAGACGCAAAUUUCUGUGGCUCUGAUUUUUCUCCAGAAGACCACAAGCCAGGCUAUAGAAGCGCUGGGACAGGAACUCAGAGACCCGUGUCUGAUCUUCCGCUGACGUGGUGGAGAGAAAACUGUGUUUCCGUUUCGUACAGAGGAGUACAGGAAGUUGCCUUCGCUUGUUCUGCCUUGCAGUCUUUUUCUUGUCCUUUACAAGAACUGCGUCAACCAUUCAUCCAAGAGCGCAUGCCCUGCACUCGCCGUUUGCUCGCCUGCCUCGAAAAGAGGGACACUGUGCCCGCUUUCGCGACUGCGUGCGCCGGCGACGCUCUCGCGGAACUUUCUACUACUCCCAGGACUUGCGGAGUGACAGCCGACACGGAGGCUCUGAUGCAGUUGAUCAUUAGGCCAUGAAAUAUGAGCUGCCUUUUGCG
This is a messenger RNA of Toxoplasma gondii ME49, 1507 nucleotides long. RefSeq names its product ribosomal protein RPS20 (gene RPS20). Gene Ontology annotation, cellular component: cytosolic small ribosomal subunit; ribosome. Gene Ontology annotation, molecular function: structural constituent of ribosome. Gene Ontology annotation, biological process: translation. The transcript has 3 exons. Lineage: Eukaryota; Apicomplexa; Conoidasida; Eucoccidiorida; Sarcocystidae. Bases 306 to 1007 code for a protein of 233 amino acids. The record is from RefSeq and is a predicted model, not a curated record.